Plasmodium vivax (malaria parasite P. vivax) is the source of this 3119-nucleotide messenger RNA. RefSeq names its product pre-mRNA splicing factor RNA helicase, putative. The transcript has 2 exons. Gene Ontology annotation, cellular component: catalytic step 2 spliceosome; intracellular anatomical structure. The record is from RefSeq and is a predicted model, not a curated record. The coding region runs from base 168 to 3119 and encodes 983 amino acids. Gene Ontology annotation, molecular function: RNA binding; ATP binding. NCBI's taxonomy places the organism in Eukaryota, Apicomplexa, Aconoidasida, Haemosporida, Plasmodiidae.
CGGGAGGGGGGGGGAGCUCACCACGUUUGUCGCGAGGAUUAGGGAUCGUUUGCAGGAAAUUCUGGACGCGUAGAGGCCCCCCUUCCGUUGGCGCAAAAGAGCUCACCUCUGGGCAUACACCGAGAGAGGCACUACAGAAGCACUCUUGGAGCCCCCCCCCAACUUGCAUGCGCCGCGCCAGGAUGAGGGAAAAGGCGGAGGCGCACAAGCGGCCCAUCGAAUUCGAAGAUGACGAAACGAAAAAGAAAAUCCGGACAGAAGAUGAAGAGUCGGUUAAGGACGCAAGAGGAGGCGAAAACGUAUCACCACUACUCCCGGAACAGCAAAAGGGAAGAAAUAAAAACCUAAAAAAUGACGCAGAGUAUAUUGAGUUUCUGAAGAAGGAAGCCCGAAGGAAGUACCUCAAAGAAAGGGAGAGGGAAAAGCUAGACGUCACGAAGAAGCUACUGGAUGAUGAACUCCUUUACAGCACAAUUAAAUUGGAGGGGAAGGAACUUAAAGAAUUGGAGCUGUCCAAAAGGAUCUACGAUAUAGCUAAAGAAAACAUAAAGUUAAGGGAAAAGCUAAAGGAAAAUUAUUACCUCUUCCAGGAAGAUUUCGACAAGGUAGAUGCAUCGAACAAAGGAGCCGAUGCUGAUGCGGCGCAAGUGAGAGAGGGGAAGGGAGACCCUUCCGCGUAUAACUAUGAUGAGCAGAUAAUCAGCAAGGGGAUUUUAAAAUUCGGUUCGGGGGUGCCGAUAAGUGAAGGCAUUAAAAAUGACUUCGUGUUUGAGGACGACUUGGCAAAUCGGAAGAGCGCAAAAAGGGAGGAAUGUGAGAAGCACAAAUACGAAAGGGAGAAGGAAAGAAAAAAGAAGAAGAAAAGGAGAAGCGACAGUGGUAGUGCUGUCGGUAGCAAGCGGAACGGAAAGGGGCUGACGGACGUGGUCGAGUUCGUGCACCUGGAGAGCCUCUACGGAAUGGACGAGAAGGAAAAGGAGCUGCAGAGGCUGUUCGAAGACAUAAAAAGGAAGAAAGAAAAAAAAAUGAAGAAAAUAAUCGACGACAGGAAGAGGCUGCCCAUAUAUAGCUACCGAUACGACAUUUUAAAGGCCAUCAAAAAUAAUAAAAUUUUAAUUCUGGUUGGAGAAACGGGGAGCGGAAAAAGCACGCAGUUAACGCAGUACUUGCACGAGUGUAAGUACCAUCUGUAUGGAAAUAUAGUCUGUACGCAGCCCAGGAGAAUCGCCUGUAUAGCCAUAGCAAAUAGGGUGGCCGAUGAAAUGAAUGUAAGAGUGGGAAAGGAAGUUGGCUACGUUAUUCGAUUUCAAAAUAAAACGAGUGAUUCCACGAAGAUCGUUUACAUGACGGAUGGGAUGUUCCUGCGUCUCCUGUUAUAUAACCCUACGUUGGAUGACAUUUCGGUGUUAAUAAUUGAUGAAGCUCACGAACGGGCAUUACAUACAGAUGUGAUCCUUCCUAUAAUAAAGGACAUUUGCAAUUUUAGGGAAGACAUACGGGUUAUCAUAUCGUCUGCCACUCUAGACGCCGAGAAAAUUUCCACCUACUUUAACUGCGCCCCUAUAUUUUAUGUGCCUGGUAGGAAGUAUAACGUUGAUAUUUACUACACUAUAAAUAAUGAGAGCAAUUAUUUGUCCGCCAUUGUGAUCACCAUUUUGCAGAUUCAUGUGACGCAGGAGAAGGGGGACAUUUUGGUUUUCCUUCCCGGUCAGUUUGAAAUCGAGCUGGUGCAACAGGAGCUGGAGAAUAAGCUGGGCGAGCUGGCCCCCAGGUUUCGCAACAUGAUGGUUUUGCCCAUUUAUUCUUCCCUGCCUGUGGAGCAGCAGGCGCGGAUAUUCGAGGACGUGGCGGAUGAGGACAACGCGAAGGGGGACGCCCCGGAGGGCGGCGACGGGGGGGCGCCCGGUGAAGCGGAAAAAAUUGAGGCGGCCCAGUGUGAAGCGGCAAAUCUCGAGGCGGCCCAACCGGGUGAGCUCGCGCCGGCCAGCCAGCCCAAGCGAACCAUGCGGAGGGGCACCCGAAAAAUUAUCCUGUCAACGAACAUUUGCGAAACGAGUAUCACCAUAGAUAACAUCGUGUACGUGAUUGAUUCGGGUCUGUGCAAGCAGAAGGUGUAUAAUCCCAACUCGGGGGUCGAAUCCCUGGUAACCUUGCCAUGCUCCAAAGCGUCUGUAAAUCAAAGGACCGGUAGAGCAGGUAGAAAACAAGACGGGAAGUGCUUUCGGCUGUUUACGAAAAAGUCCUUCAUCGAUUUGAAUGAUAACUCAGUACCAGAAAUUCAACGGUGUGAAGUGAGCAGUAUGAUUUUGUUACUAAAAAGUCUAGGCAUGGAUGAUAUAAUAAAUUUCGAUUUUUUAGAUCCUCCUUCCCCGGUGGUGAUAAUAAAGGGUUUAGAACUUCUCUACUCCUUGGGUGCACUAAAUGAUGAGGGGAAUUUAACCAAAACGGGGAGGAAGAUGGCUGAAUUUCCUACAGAUGUGAAGUCAAGCAAAAUGAUUCUGUCCGCAUCUGACAAGUACAAUUGUGUGGAGGAGGUUCUAUGCAUCACGGCUAUGCUGACUCAUGCGAAUAGCAUUUUCUACGUUCAAAAGGGGAAGGAAAAAGAGGCAGAAAAUGUGAAGAAGAUGUUUACCAUAGAAGGUGGUGGAGAUUUCCUCCUCCUCCUAAACAUAUAUAAGCAGUGCGAGGAGAACAACUUCUCCACCUCCUUCUGCUACGAUCACUUUUUGCAAUACCAUACGAUGAUAAAGAUUAAGGAUAUUAAAACCCAGCUGGUGAGUAUUUGCGAAAAAAUCGAUUUGCCUAGUAGCUCUUGUGGCAUUCAGAAUCAUGAAGCCAUAUGUAGCCUUAAGAAGUGCAUUGUCAGUGCCUUCUUCACCAAUGCUGCUCUACCCGUUAGUAAAAAUGAACUUAAAAUUAUAAAGCUCAAUCAUGUCGUUAGCAUAUACCCCAACUCGGUGCUUGCCAAGAAGAACAUCAUGGAGGAAUAUAAAAACGCCUGCAUUAUUUUUUACGAAGUUAUUAAGAUUAAUAAGUCCUACGUACGCCACAACAUCCCUGUUAGUAAGGACAUGCUCUACGAGAUCGCGUCGUUCUACUUCCUCGGCAAGAUUGCCUGA